AUUUUUUAUAUAUUUUUUUUUUAGGUGAUUCAAUUUAUAAUUAAUUGUACAUGGUUGGUGCCAAAUAUGGUUUACGUGACAUGAAUUCUGUGUCACGAAUUCUUGCUCGUGUACGGCGCGUCGUAUCCUUUUUUCACCGGAGUACGACUGCUGCAGCUUUGCUUAAAGAGAAAACCAAACAGCAAGGAUUUAAAAAUGUUAAGUUACUUCAAGAUGUACCUACACGUUGGAAUUCUGCAUGUGAUAUGCUGGAGAGGUUUCUUGAACUGCAGCCCGCAAUCUAUGCCGCACUAGUGGCUAAAGAAAUCCGUAGCAAUGUGAAUGACAUAUCAACAUUAUCUGAGGCAGAUAUCACGAUAGCAGAGGACAUUGUGUCGUGCCUUCUUCCACUGAAAGCAAUUACUACUGUAUUGUGCACAGAGAAGAUGCCUACUGUAUCAAUCAUUCUUCCACUCCAGAGGAAAUUGUUGACAAGUGUCUUGGUGUCUACAGAGAUGGAUUCUGAUGUUAUUAAACAGAUGAAGAAGGCCAUGGCUUCUGAUUUGGAAAGCAGGUAUAGCAAUAAGCAGGAGUUUCUGCAAGAGUGUACUGCACUGGAUCCCCGCUUUAAAGUGUCAUGUGUGAAUGCAGAGCAGCAACAUGAGGUGUACCACCGACUUGCAGUUGAAGCAGCUAAUAUGAAACCACGACUUGUGUCUGUGAAGGUGGAACCAACCACAUCAACCACAACAGUUGCUGAUGACCUACCUGCAUUGCCAGUCAUGCUACCAGAUAUGGAAUCAGCUGAUGCACAGUCUGAUGUCAAACCAGUUGAUGUCACUACAACCUCGACAAAGAUCACAAGUGACCUCACUACUCAGUCUAGUUGUGCCAGUGGUGGUUUAGCCUCCAUUUUAGGUGAUGUUGUUUUCAUAAAGGAGGAGAUGUUACCCAAGAAAUCCAACUUGGAACAGGCAAUAUUCGAAAUUGAUGUCUUCAAAGGUCACGCGCUUAUACCGAUGUCAGAAGACCCAUUGGUAUGGUGGAUAUAACACCACUGGCAGUUUCCUCUUCUCUCACAGUUAGCCAGGAAACGGUUGUGUAUUCCAGCCACAUCAGUACCAUCAGAACGCGUGUUCAGUACAGCUGGGGACAUUGUCACAGCACAGAGGGCCGCACUCAAUCCUGAAGUUGUGGACAUGCUCAUAUUCUUGAAGAAAAAUAUGGCCUAAAACAUUUAACCUGACACCUGAAACUAAUAAAGAUCAUUAAAAAAUGCAUGCCUCCUUAUUUUAUUAAAAAAACAACCCAUAAAUAUUAAAUAUAAAUAAUAUCA
This is a messenger RNA of Gigantopelta aegis, 1315 nucleotides long. Its product is annotated as zinc finger BED domain-containing protein 4-like. Bases 51 to 1031 code for a protein of 326 amino acids. NCBI's taxonomy places the organism in Eukaryota, Metazoa, Mollusca, Gastropoda, Neomphalida, Peltospiridae. The transcript has 3 exons. The record is from RefSeq and is a predicted model, not a curated record.